UAUCAGAUAAAUAAACUCUUUGAAUCAUUGAAGUGUAGUGUUUUAUUGAAUGAACAUGCUUUUACCGAUUUUAUACGCCGUCUCUACCUUGGACGCUCUUGCUUUUGCAUUGGUCAUAACUACGAUAAAUCCCUAUGCCUUUUCAUUAGGAGGAACCCAAUUUUAUUUAGGAGUUUUAGGCUCACUAGCAGCCUUAAUUAACCUAUUUUGGAACCCUAUUGUGGGGAGUUUAAGUGACAGUCUUGGACGCAAAAAAAUCCUCCUACUAUGCCUCGCCUUUGUCUUCGUUGGAAAUUUACUAGCGACACUAUUUUCGUCCCUAACUGUACUUUUCAUCUCGCGGAUUUUAUCAACAUUUGGGACCCAAAUCGCAAUCCUGAUCAAGUCGCUCCUUGACGACAAAAUCAAAACAAAAGAAACCAAAAUGGCAGCGAUAUAUCGAAUGCAAGCGAUAGGCGGCAUUGCUUUCAUUUCCGGCGCCCUGAUUGGUGGGCAUUUGAGUGAGCAUGCCAACGGUUUCAGGAUCACAUUUGCCUUGAUAUCUACCAUGGUUGCGGUUAAUUUCGCAUUGAUUUGCCUGAUCCCAGACGUCCACACCACAGAAAAAAAAGCAGUGCCAACACUGCAAAUUGCAACGGAACUGAAAAACGCUGCUGCCAACCUAACCAAAGUUAACUGGCCGAAAUAUUGGGACUUGUUCACUAUGAAACUAAUCGUUGAUUUUGUAAUGAACGUAAUGCAGUUCAAUUUGGGUCUGAUUUUGCAGCAACGUUUCGGCGUCAGUGGAAAACUCUUCGGUUACGUUUUCGCUAUAGCGAGUGUUGUGUCAAUUGCUACGAGUCUAGCGAUGAGCAAAGCGCAGAAAUCUUUGUAUAAAAAUGAUAUUUCUGGGUUACAGAGACUAAAACAUGGAUUUUUGCUCCUAAUGUUGGCUUGUUUGGGGCUCGGUUUGAGCCCCAAUGUAAUUUUAUUUUGUUUGUUUCUUAUGCCAACGUCUGUGACCAGAGUUUUGUUCGAGUCGACUUUUACCGAGAUUAUUUUGGCAAGGGCUUCGCCCCAGGAAAAGGGGAGUAUUAUGGGGACGUUCGAGACGACGCUGUCUCUAGGGGGGCUCACUGCGCCCCUGAUUUCAGGGAUUGUGUCCGAUUUUUGGGGCGAAAUGUACUGUAUUUUAAUGUGUGCGGUGCCCCUUGUGUUGGGAACAGGUUUAAUUUAUUUGCAGAAGAGCAAAACGCAAUAGUUGUAUCAACAACUUAACUUUUUAUUAAACAAUUUUAAAUAAA
Tribolium castaneum (red flour beetle) is the source of this 1283-nucleotide messenger RNA. RefSeq names its product major facilitator superfamily domain-containing protein 9. Lineage: Eukaryota; Metazoa; Arthropoda; Insecta; Coleoptera; Tenebrionidae. The coding region runs from base 50 to 1240 and encodes 396 amino acids. Gene Ontology annotation, molecular function: transmembrane transporter activity. The transcript is spliced from 5 exons. Gene Ontology annotation, biological process: transmembrane transport. The record is from RefSeq and is a predicted model, not a curated record.